GUGAACUCGUCUUUAAAAGCUGGUUUCGUCAGAUAAAACUGGAUAUUUUUGGUUAUUUUUCGCGUUCAUAGUAUAGUGGGGGCGGCUCACCUCCCCAUCAGUCUCAUUUUGCGUUUCUUAGAGUCCGUGUUGCGUGAACGAUUGAGGUUAAGAUGUCUAAACCAUAUUCGUUGGUGUGUUUUAUGGACGAAAUCUUAAAAAACGAACAAAAAAGUAUAGACAUAGUACCAUCGAAGUGGUUACAUUUCAACGAUGAAGAAGAUAUGGUUUGUCCUUUUUUGUCUAAAUUUUCGGAUUCUAAUGUUUGCCAUUUACAUAAAUUGGUAAAGGAAUUAAAAUCACCGAUUGAUACCUGGAAACUCUUUCGUGCUGAAAUUAAAGGCUAUGCAGAAACUUAUGAAGAAGCGCUAAAAAAAUUGGAAAUACUUAAAGAAGAAAGUGAUGUUUUUUCAACUGAAGAUGACCAACUAGCAAAAGAAGUUACUAAAAAAAAAAAUCGUUUAAAGGGUCAAAAAGGGUCAACGAGCAAAUCUUAUAAAUCUGUCUUACCUUCGAUUGAUUUAACCCAACCAAUGGACAUGGAAAAAACAAUUUCAAAAAUGGUAAAAAAUCCAAAGAAAGGUGCCUCAAUGUCGAAUGAGAUGGAUGAGCUCUCGUUACAUGACAUUGUCUAUAAUGAAAGUAAUUCAGAAAAAACAGAACUAAGUAAUUUGGAAGAAGUGAGAAGUGAGACUGUUACACUAAGCCCUGUAUCAACAAACUCAAGAGAGAAACAAGUUACACUUAGCACAAUUAAUGAAGAUAUUCAGGAUUUAAAAGAAUAUGUAACAAAUUCUUUUAAAAAACUAGCUUCACAAUUAUCCAUGCUUCAAAGUGAAGUGGUGGGUACAAAAAUUGGAUUGGAGAGAUUAAUUAAAAGACGAGAUGUAGCAGCUCCAGAACAUGAACAGUUUAAGUUACCAUUUACAUCACUAAAAGAGUUUCAAGAGUUUGAUCAAAAAAUAACGACUGAUGAAGCCACAAAGGAAAAAGUAGCUGAGAUUAUUUGGACAUUGUUGGAAAUCAACAAACCUCUUAACAAAACUUUGACCAAUAUAUUUGCUAAAUUCUGCAGCAGACAAGUCAUUGCAAACUACACUGCAAAGAAUCCAGUUCCUGGCAAGUUUGUAAUGAAGGAUACAGCGCUUUAUGCUUGUGCAUUUGCUAAAGUAAACGAAGAACUUAAAAAACAAAACAAACCUCCAGUUAAUGAAGUCUCUUUCUAUAAAAGCAUAGGAGCAGUUAUUAAUUGUUCAAGAGAUUGGGAUGGUCAAAGAGAGAAGAGGAAGAAACAAACUAUUGAUGCCAGUGCUAAAGACGCUGAUACAAAUGAGUAGCUAGUUUUUUUUCGUUUCUUUUUAGUAUUAGUAAAUUAUUAGUAUUAGUAUUAUUACGCCGCAAAAUCAACGCAUAUUAUUAAAAAAUAGUAAUCCAUCAAAAAAAGUUUUUAUUUAAAUCUGUUAAAAUGUUAAAAAAUUAUAAAGAAUCUUUAGACAAACAAAAUCAGUUUUAAUAAUUUUGCGGCGAAGUGAAUGAGUGUCAGAAUUCGUGAUACGUAAAACUCACUAAAAAUAAAUUAGUCUUAGAUUUGAACGUAAUUACAAUAAUUUGUGGUAUUUUAAUAGAAAUAACAAUUUUCGAAUCUCAAAUAAAAAAGUUUGUUUAUUAUUGACAAACAUUUGUUUAUAUUUUUUAUAUUUAUACAUAUAUUUUUUAUUUAAAAACAUAUUAGGG
Messenger RNA from Brassicogethes aeneus, 1773 nucleotides. The record is from the annotation of a GenBank genome assembly. NCBI's taxonomy places the organism in Eukaryota, Metazoa, Arthropoda, Insecta, Coleoptera, Nitidulidae.